This is a messenger RNA of Bufo bufo (common toad), 1690 nucleotides long. It is a transcript of the gene HNRNPH3, whose product is annotated as heterogeneous nuclear ribonucleoprotein H3. Gene Ontology annotation, cellular component: nucleoplasm; ribonucleoprotein complex. Gene Ontology annotation, molecular function: RNA binding. Gene Ontology annotation, biological process: regulation of RNA splicing. The transcript is spliced from 12 exons. Lineage: Eukaryota; Metazoa; Chordata; Amphibia; Anura; Bufonidae. The record is from RefSeq and is a predicted model, not a curated record. Bases 162 to 1466 code for a protein of 434 amino acids.
UCCUGUCUUGCCUUCCCGCUUUCGAAGAGAGACGGUUGUGACGUCAGCGCGCACAGCGUCUUGCCCCGCGAGUGGUGUGUGUAUGAAAGGAACGCCCCGCGCUCUCGGCCAGUCUCUCCUACAGUAACCACACCGUCUGCAAGUCCUCCAGAGCUGUAACCAUGUCAGACGAAUGCAUCGUGAGAGUCCGAGGACUGCCGUGGUCCUGCACUUGCGAGGAGGUGCUGGAGUUUUUCUCAGACUGCGGUAUUGCGGAUGGAGUGGGCGGCAUUCACUUCACAACGUCCAAGGAAGGCCGUCCUAGUGGCGAAGCCUUUAUUGUACUGGAAACAGAAGACGAUCUCAAGAAAGCAUUGGAGAAAGACCGCAAAUACAUGGGCCACAGGUACAUUGAAGUUUUUAAAUCAAACAACACUGAAAUGGAGUGGGUUCUGAAACACAAUUCCAGUGAAGGGGAGUCUGAGACCGACGGCACGGUCCGACUCCGUGGUCUUCCAUUUGGCUGCAGCAAGGAAGAAAUUGUGCAGUUUUUCUCAGGGUUGAGAAUCCUGCCAAAUGGGAUAACAUUGACGAUGGACUACCAGGGGAGAAGCACAGGGGAGGCCUUCGUGCAGUUUGCUUCAAAGGAGAUAGCAGAAAAUGCUCUGGGGAAACACAAGGAAAGAAUAGGGCACAGAUACAUUGAAAUCUUUAAAAGCAGCAGAAGUGAAAUCCGAUCAUCGUAUGAUCCGCCCAGAAGGAUGAUGGGGGGGCAGCGCCCUGGCCCAUAUGACAGGCCAAUGGGAGGUCGUGGUGCUUAUUACGGAGCUGGCCGUGGUGGUAACAUGUAUGAUCGCAUGCGUGGUAGUGGAGGUUAUGGGGGUGGUUAUGGAGGAUUUGAGGAGUACAGUGGGUACAACAACUUUGGUUAUGGGGCAGAUGGUUUUGACGAUCGACUCAGAGAAAGCAGAGGUAUUCCCCAAGGUUACCCUGGAGCUGGAGAUGCAAGCUCAGGUUUUCACAGCGGGCACUUUGUUCAUAUGCGCGGCUUACCAUUCCGUGCCACUGAAAGCGACAUUGCCAAUUUCUUCUCCCCACUUACACCAAUCAGAGUUCAUAUUGACAUUGGAGCAGAUGGUAGGGCCACCGGAGAAUCUGAUGUGGAAUUUGCAACCCAUGAAGAUGCUGUAGCAGCCAUGUCAAAAGACAAAAACAAUAUGCAGCAUCGGUAUAUUGAGUUGUUCCUGAAUUCAACAGCUGGUGGUGGUGCUGGUAUGGGUGCUGGAAUGGGCGCAGGCAUGGGUACAGGAAUGGGAUGUUACGGUCGGGAAGCUCUAGAUGGCGCAGGAUAUGGUGCUGUAGGGAGAAUGGGCAUGACUGGCAACUACAGUGGAUGCUAUGCUAACCCUGAUGGUCUCGGUGGUUAUGGUAAUGAAGGGGGAAUUCUGGAAACAGUGGGGGCUACUUUGGACAGCAUGAGGGCAUGAACACAGCUGGAUGGCGUGGACUAUAUUAAAUGCUUUGUUACAAUGACCGUUGUGUAAGAAGCAGUUCGUUAGUUAUGUUUUUGUGUUUUGCUCUUGUACAGAAUUUGUACAAGGAUGUUGAUCUUAAAAAUUUUUAGUGAGCCGAGUACAGUGGACAUUGUUACUGUAGGAUUUAAUUUGUUUGAAUGCAAACAUUGACUUUGAAUAAAUUUUUUUUAUAAUCA